This is a messenger RNA of Ramularia collo-cygni, 2007 nucleotides long. RefSeq lists its product as uncharacterized. Bases 1 to 2007 code for a protein of 668 amino acids. NCBI's taxonomy places the organism in Eukaryota, Fungi, Ascomycota, Dothideomycetes, Mycosphaerellales, Mycosphaerellaceae. The record is from RefSeq and is a predicted model, not a curated record. Gene Ontology annotation, molecular function: protein binding. The transcript has a single exon.
AUGGCUUCCGAAGCCACAUUACCCAUGGGCAAACCCAAGCCAAAAAGCGCUGCAAAUGAAUAUGUUCACACCAUAUUCAUGACCCCGGAAGAAUCCGACCUAAUGCGAAAAACCGUACAAACUAGAAUACAAAAAUGUCGAGAACAAAAAGGCCAGGCUCGCAAGCCCAGAGACCGCAAAGAAGCUGUAAGCGAAGCCACUCAAGCGGGUAUAAUGGCCGACAUGUCUGGAGAGCCCGAUCAAGGAAUGUCGACAAGCAAUCGAAGCGAUGCUAUGGUUGCUCUGGCCGUGGGAAUGUCUUUUCCACCAUGUACCGCCAAAUUGGAGGAUCUUACACCGAUGAAGAUCUCUGAGCUACAGAUUGAUACGCAUCAUCGUGGUCGAGUGCUCAACGUUCGUCGAGCUCAAGUUAGAGUUCGUCUCUCUGCUCCCGCAGUUCCGCUCGUAGCAUAUUCCUGGACAGUCGUUGAGGAUGAUGCAGGCGAAGUAGAGCGACUUGAAGUAUACCUCCACAAGGUCAAAGGAGGUGAAGAUAUGCUGGAAGCGGGACCUUGGUUCAAAAUCAAGGAGCCAUAUUUCACGAUCAAUGAACAGGGAGAGCCGACGAUUAGAGUCCAUCACCCUUCAGAUUUGAUACGCAUGCCAGACGAACAAAUGGGGAGGAUCAUCAGAACUCAACAGARAUGCAAGGACUUGGGAAAUGCAGCUCUCAAAAAGAAGGAGUUUUGGGAAGCUCAUGCCUUUUAUACCCAAGGUCUUGAGUCAAAGCCAAAGGAGGGUGAGCCCGACAUGUCCAAAGACAUCCACCGCAAUCGGGCCCAUGUCAACCUGAUAUUGAGUCGAUUUGACGAAGCCAGAGCCGAUGGAAUAGCCGCGAUCACCGGGAUCGCAGACGAGAAGUACAAGCUUCUGGACAGCAAAGCCAACUUCCGAGCAGGCUCUGCAGCAUACAGUCUAGGAGAAUUCGUCGAAGCUCAAAAGCUCUUCCAAUCAGCUCUGGAAUUAUCACCAGAAGACAAAGACACGGCCACAUAUCUGCGCAACAUCGAUGCUCGACUCAACGAACAGCGUUCCGGCGAAUACAGCUUCAGUAAAAUGCGACUCAAACUUUCCACAGCUCGUCCAAGAGUAGACGCCGGAACUUUCUCCAACAGAAUCAAGACAGACAAAAGCUCACUCKGUGGAAGAGGAAUGUUCGCCGCCCAAGACAUCCCGACCGGAGACCUGAUCCUCUGCGAGAAAGCUUUCCGCGUAGCAUGGAAUCACGAAAAGGACGCUUGGACAGCARUGACAUUCGAUGCGCGAGACGAGAAGAUUCGAGCCUUCCCAGCCGGUCUCUCCAAAGUCGUAGUCCAAAAACUCCUCAACAACCCCAGCCAAAUCGCCAAAGUCAUGCAACUUUACAGCGAUUGGCAAAGCAUCGGGACCGAAACCAUCAUGGGAGAAGACGGUCCCGUGGUCGAUACUUUUCAAAUCCACGAUAUUGUCUGCCGAAACGCUUUCGGUCCUGGCCCAGUCGAUCCCUCUCAAAACGAAGAUGCGCGAUACGCAAGCACUGGAUUGUGGCUCAUUGCCGCGACUGCGAAUCAUUCCUGCUUGGCGAAUGCUAACAAGGAAUAUAUCGGGGACAUGCUCAUCUUGCGUGCAAAUCGGGAUAUAGUUGCAGGGGAAGAGAUUACGCACAGCUAUGAUGAGUCCACGGACUAUGAUGCCCGACAAACCAAAUUGGAGACCACGUGGGGGUUUCGAUGCGUUUGUAAGCUUUGCGAAGCGGAGCAGGCGGAUGGUGUGGAUGUGCGAGGGAAGAGACGUGAGUUGGAAGGUUCUGUGGCUGCGUUUCUUGAUCGGGAACAUCCUUCUGGUAACUCGAAGAAGAUGGUUAUUAUGAAGGCUGAAAGAUUGGCAAAGGAUAUCAACGCAACGUUUGAUGAGGAGAGGUAUAAGGGUUUGCCGAGGAGGGCAUUGUUACCGAUACAGAGCUGGCUCGAGAAAGUUGUCAAAAAGUAG